AUGUCUUCAACGCCCGAAGCGCUGUCGCAGACGCAAUCGCAGACACCGUCACAGCCGCAGUCGCAAUUGCAGCCACAGACAGCGUCGCAGCCGGAGACGCCUUCACAACCGCAGCCACAGUCACAGUCACAGCAGUCGCAGUCGCAGCCGCAGUCACAGCCUCCACGCUUUAGUAAUAAGCGAAAGAGGCGCGCUGACCACGAUGCAGAGCUCUUGCCAUUACUUCAAGGUCCCUCCGCAGAGAUCAUUGUGGGUACCGGAGACAAGGUAGCAACGUGGACCGUCCCAAUUGCACUGCUCGCCAAACACUCUGAACUCUUGCGUAAUACCCUCAGCAAGCCCGGCGAUAAUGUAGCGUCAACUGCCGCCAGGGUCACACUCGUCGACCGUGAUCCAGCAAGCUUCCGUGUUUUUGUGCAGUGGAUGUACUUUGGCACUGUCCCCGAUCGAUUCGGUCUGAGCAGAUUGUCCACAGGCAAUGACAUAUCCAACAGCUUCCUACUAUGGACUCUCGGUGACUACCUACGGGCUGACGCGUUCAAGAACAGGAUCAUGAGCGAGUUGUACAACUCAUACUCGCAGGAAGGCUGCGUCAGUGCCGCUCUCGGCUUCGUCGAGUUCACUGCGGCCGAAAUUGGAUACUGCUGGAGCCACACUGCGCCAGGCUCAAAGUUGAGAAAGUUCGUCCUCGACACCCUCUCACAUCACAUUAUCUUCGGCAGCUACAUCGAACUCACGGAGGGCACUGACUGGUACAAGCUGGGUAUCAGAAACGCAGACUUGCAGAUGGAAAUCGUUGCUACUAUUGCUGCGUCAGUCAAUGCGUAUAGUGACGAGGUUACAGUGGUUCCAAAGUUGAAGGACUAUCUGGAGGAAACCAAGACUCAUACAACCGGAGAAGACGACACCAUCAUACUGUAG
Molecule: messenger RNA, 921 nt
Organism: Boeremia exigua
Lineage: Eukaryota; Fungi; Ascomycota; Dothideomycetes; Pleosporales; Didymellaceae
Exons: 2
Coding region: 1-921 (306 amino acids)
Source: RefSeq, a predicted model, not a curated record